Molecule: messenger RNA, 1857 nt
Organism: Ochlerotatus camptorhynchus
Lineage: Eukaryota; Metazoa; Arthropoda; Insecta; Diptera; Culicidae
Gene: Shmt
Product: serine hydroxymethyl transferase
Exons: 4
Coding region: 74-1816 (580 amino acids)
Biological process (GO): tetrahydrofolate interconversion; protein homotetramerization; purine nucleobase biosynthetic process
Cellular component (GO): cytoplasm; cytosol; nucleus
Molecular function (GO): zinc ion binding; mRNA 5'-UTR binding; pyridoxal phosphate binding
Source: RefSeq, a predicted model, not a curated record
AAAGUUCCGCAUUGGUUUGUGUGAGAUAUAAGUGCAAUUAUAAGUCGAUCCAAACACUAUCAAAGAAGAAACUAUGGCUGCGAGUAUCGUACGUGCCGGAGUUGCGCCUCUCGCUCGCUCCUAUGGCUCACCGCUGGCUACCGUCGCCAUGCGUCUUCAGCACCAGCGUCCAUCGACGGUGCUGGAUAAACAUUUACAGCGUCCAUCUGCUGCCUCCACAACUACCACUAUUGCCAUCGGAGCAAGACACUUUGGAACGAUUUCAUCAUCUUCGUCGUCGCCAUCGUCGAUAUCGUUGCUGCACGGCAAGGCACAGUCUUCUCCAGCGUCUUCCGAAGUUAUCUACCAGAAACGGUCAAUCUGUUCUCUGUCCGGUGUCCUGAACGGUUCCAGCCUACCGAAAGCUUCCAAGAUGUCCGGCAAUGCCAAGCUGCUGCACGAGAACCUCUGGGAGUCGGACCCGGAGCUAAUGAAGCUGAUCCGCAGUGAGAAGAAACGCCAGAUCCACGGGCUGGAAAUGAUUGCCAGUGAAAACUUCACCUCGCUCUCGGUGCUCCAGUGUUUGGGAUCCUGCCUGCACAACAAGUACUCGGAGGGACUGCCCGGACAACGAUACUACGGUGGAAACGAGUUCAUCGACGAGAUCGAGCUGCUGGCCCAGAAGCGUGCCCUCGAGGCGUACGGCCUGAACCCGGAGGAAUGGGGCUGCAACGUACAGCCGUACUCCGGUUCACCGGCCAACUUUGCCGUCUACACGGGGCUGAUCGAACCGCAUGGGCGCAUCAUGGGUCUGGACCUGCCGGACGGUGGCCAUCUGACGCACGGGUUCAUGACCGCCACCAAGAAGAUUUCCGCCACAUCCAUCUUCUUCGAGAGCAUGCCCUACAAGGUCAACCCGGUCACUGGACUGAUCGACUACGACAAGCUCGAGGAGAGCGCCAAGAACUUCAAGCCAAAGAUCAUCAUCGCCGGCAUUUCGUGCUACUCGCGCUGCCUGGACUACAAGCGGUUCCGCCAGAUUGCCGACGCCAACGGAGCGUACCUGUUUGCUGAUAUGGCGCACAUUUCCGGCCUGGUCGCCGCGGGAAUUAUCCCAUCGCCGUUUGAAUAUGCCGAUGUGGUAAGCACAACGACGCACAAAUCGCUCCGAGGUCCCCGCGCCGGUGUGAUCUUCUUCCGCAAGGGAGUGCGCAGCGUGAAACCAAACGGCGACAAAGUGAUGUACGAUCUGGAAGCCAAAAUCAACGGCGCCGUGUUCCCCGGAAUUCAGGGUGGUCCCCAUAACCACGCCAUUGCCGGUAUUGCCACCUGUAUGCUGCAGGCCCGUACGCCCGAGUUCAAAGACUACCAGGUACAAGUCAUCCGCAAUGCCCAGGCACUGUGCAAGGGUUUGAUGAACCGUGGCUACAGCAUCUCAACCGGUGGAACCGAUGUCCAUCUGGUGCUGGUGGAUCUGCGCCCGGCUGGAAUCACCGGAGCCCGAGCGGAGUACGUCCUGGAGGAGAUUUCCAUCGCCUGCAACAAGAAUACCGUACCCGGAGACAAGAGUGCACUGAACCCGUCCGGAAUCCGGUUGGGUACGCCUGCCCUGACGACGCGAGGUCUGGUGGAAUCCGACAUGGACCAGGUGGUGGAUUUCAUCGAUCGGGGACUGAAGCUGUCGAAGGAAAUCGCUGCCGUUUCCGGACCGAAGCUGGUGGAUUUCAAACGUGUGCUGCAUGAGGAUGCGACUCUUAAUGCUAAGGUGCAAACCCUGAAGGAGGAAGUGCAGACAUAUAGUGCCAAGUAUCCCAUGCCAGGGUAUGAGGAUUUUUAAGUAGUGCAGAUGUUUAGAUCUGUUGACUGUGUAUCUGUUCG